AUGAGGUCCCUGCGUCAGUACUCGUUCCAGCGCGUGCGGGACUCGGGCCCCGUGCCGGACGUGCCGGACCUGCGUAACGACCUGGCCUUCCUGCUGCACAUGGCCGAUCAGUACGACCCCCUGCUGGCGCAGCGGCUGUGCGUGUUCCUGUCGCCCGUCAGCGAGACGCAGCUGCUGGAGGAGAGCCUGGAGCGCCGCUGGGACGGGGAGCGGCUGCGCGCCAUGAUGACCUCCGACCCCCGCGGCCGCGCCCAGCUGCAGCUGGUGGCCCUGCCGCGCCUGCCCGGCGCCCUCUUCUCCCUCGCCCACCUGCAGGUGCUGAAGCUGGAGCUCAUCGCCCACGCCAAGCUCACCGCGCAGGUGUCCAACAUGACCUCACUCAGGGAGUUGCACCUGUACCACUGCCCCGCCGCGGUGGAGCCGGGAGCCCUGCCGGUGCUCCAGGAGCGCCUGGAGGCCCUGCACCUGACCGUCGCCCGGGCCUCGGAGGUCCCCGGCUGGGCCUACACCCUGCGGGGCCUACAGGAGCUGCACCUGACCGGGCGGGUGUGCGGGGAGGGCGGGGCGGGGGCGGGGGCGGGCCGGGGCUGGGCGCUGGGCAGCCUCCGGCAGCUGAGGCACCUCCGGGCGCUGGUCCUGCGGGGGGCGCUGCUGCAGCGGGUGCCCGGGGAGCUGGCGGACGUGGCGGGCAGCCUGGCGCGGCUGGAGGUGCACAACGAGGGCGCGCGGCUGCUGGCGCUGACGGGGCUGCGGCGGCUGGCGGCGCUGUCCGAGCUCAGCCUCCAGGGCUGCCAGCUGGAGUGCCUGCCCUCCGCCCUGCUGGCCCUGGGAGGACUGCGCAGCCUGGACCUGUCCCACAACGCCCUGCGCACCCUGGAGGGCCUGCUGGGCCUGCAGCGCCUCCGGCGGCUGGCCACGCUGCGGCUCGCGCACAACCGCGUGCUGGCGCUGCCGGGCAGCGUGGGGAUGCUCCGCGCCCUGGAGGUGCUGGACCUGGGCCACAACCGCCUGAAGGGCCUGCCCGGCGCCCUGUUCACGCUGCCCCGGCUGCGCUGCCUCCUGGUGGCCGGCAACCUCCUGGAGGACCUGCCGUCGGAGGUGGCGGCGCUGACGGCGCUCGCCGAGCUCGACCUGAGCGCCAACAAGCUGGAGACGCUCCCCGCGGGCCUGCCCCCCCGCCUGCGCACGCUGGACGUGUCCCACAACUCCCUGGGGGCGCUCCCCGCCGGGCUGGGGGCGCUGGGGGAGCUCGCGCGGCUGGACGUCCGGGGGAACAGCCUGGAGGCGCUGCCCGCGGAGCUGGGGUCCUGCGCGGGGCUGAGGGGCGGAGGGCUGCUGGCGGAGAGCUGGCUCCUGCUCUCCCUGCCCGCCCCCGUCCGGGAGCUCCUGCUGCGGCCCGACCCGCCCGCUGGGCCGGUGACCACGGAGACGCGCUCCCGCCCAAACUCGGACACCUUCCCCACCUUCUCGGCGGCCCAGUGGUGCUUCCAGUCCGCUUUGGAGUCCCGGAUAUAGAGACCGAUACAGACACAAAUGUGCAGAUAGAUAGGUAGAUCUCAGCGCUUAACAGUGAUGAGGGGGGAAACUCGACUCAAACCACCACCAGCAUCCACGUGGGUGAUGCAUGGCAGCCAUUUUGUGCCAGAGCACUCACCACACACCAGCUGGUGGAAAGGGAGAGAACAAUGUUUUUGCCAUUUGAAUCAGGGGAUGUUUGGUGGCAGGUUGAAAGAGCCAGGUAUGGACUUUUUAGCCAGGACAAUGGGAACCCCCGACUCUUUACGAAGAGUGUCGCGGGAUCUUUAACAUGGCUGACCAUGAGUAUUAUUCAGUUCAAUGUAAAUGAGUUCUGAAUUUCCCCAUACAUUCCCUGGGCUUGAAACUCAUGGGGGUGGCCUUUAGCCUCCAUUUUGUAGAAAGGGUGUAAGUGUAGGUGUAUUUGUGUAUGCUACUUGACUGGGACCUGGAAGGUUGGUGGUUCAAACCCCAGUGUAGCCACAGUAAGAUGUCUGCAGCUGUUGGGCCCUUGAGCAAGCCCCUUACCCCCACAUUGCUCCAGGAGGGAUUGUCCCCAGCUCAGUCUCAUCUACAUUAAGUCACUUCGGAUAAAAGCGUCAGCUAAAUAACUGUAAUGUUGCAUCAGUUAGGAUCGAAAAUGUGUUCCAUGCCAUGUCUUUACCUGCUGAAGAAUGUUAAAGUUGUUCUGCCAGCUGGUUGAGGCAAGAGGGGUGUGCCAAAAACAUGCCACAAAAAAGCACCCCGCCCCCCCGACCAUGGUCACAAUGGCACUCCCUACUCUCAUUGUCAAACGCUGACGCACCCUCCAAAUGCUGGAAAGGGCCAGAAUUUUUUUUUUGGGGGGGGGCCAGGGGUUGAGGGAACAGGGCUAUUAAUUCUCGAUCUGGCCCCAGCUCAGCACCUGACUAACAGCCAGGGGAAUGUCAGUCUGCCCCCCUCAGCUGGGCUGACCCCAUGCAGGGGGGGGCGGCGAGGGUCGAGGAGAUGAAAAGCCGGCCCCCUCUCUUUUGUCCGGAAACUCAAACGCUCCACAGCUUGAGGGAAUGAAGACGGAAUGCCAAUAAACUGGAGAUCAGCCUCAGAUCGGAACUGUAUUCCAGUUUAUUUUGCUAGCGCUUUUGUUUUUUGUUUUUUUACAUUGGAAAAGAAGGGAAGUACGUACAUACACGCACUACAUUUUUAUUAAGACGUUGUGCUUACGUAUGCUACUUCUAAGGUUCAAUUCAGAAGAUGCUAACUUUUUGCACAACUCAGUGUAAAGCAGUACUUUCAAACUAAUUUAGAUAGAUAUACAGUAUAUCUAUGUCUGGGUCUGUUUUGAAGGUAUUUUUUCAGCUUUUGAAUGUACAGUCUUCAGUGUCUAUUACAAUACUUUGUGUGUGUGUGUGUGUUUGUGACUUAACGAGUGAGUGAUAAAAAAAAAGACCUGACUUAUACCUGAAUACAUGUUUGCAUCAAAAGGACUUUUUGGAUUAGAAAGACAGGGCUGCAAACCUGAUAAGUCAGGUAAUAAUUCAGGGGGCAGCCUGUAGCCUAGGGGCUAAGUUGCUUGACUGGAACCCAGAAGGUUGGUGGUUCAAACCCCAGUGUAGCCACGAUGAGAUCAGCUGUGGGCCCUUGAGCAAGGCCCCUUAACCCCAAAUUGCUCCAGGGGGGAUUGGCCCCUGCUUAGUCAAAUGAACUGUAAGUCGCUUUGGAUAAAGUGUAACUAAAUAACUGUAAUGUAAUAAUUCAAAAGUAACAUCUACAGUAUCUCGUUUUAGUUUAUCUUUUGAUAUAAAAAAAAAAAUGUCUGUGUGUCUAUGUGUUAGUCUGUGAGUCUGAGAUGACAGGGGUUCAAAACGCAGAGGAAAAACAAACUCAUCCUACAUCCCGGGAGGUCAGCCUCUGUUGCUUAUUUAUCAUCAGUGCACUUUGACCUCUGACCCCUGCUGGGUGAACCUCACUGAAACAGACCCAGACUGGAUCAGAGCUUUCAGCCCAGCCACAUACAGCUGUUGCCCCUCCCCCCACCCCAUUCCAACCCCCUUCCAAACACAAACCAAUCACCCCCCCCCCCCCCCCCACCGCCGACACCCCACCCCCGCAUUGCAACACUAUGCCCUUGACAAUGGUCUUAUGUCCCAACCCUCCCUCACCCCCAACAGCCCAAUCUCCCAGUUCCCCACCUCCAGAUACACUUUAGAAUGCCCUCCAACCUUCAGGGUGUUGAAUUCCCUGGUUAUGGGUAUGCACUUUGCACUUUGCAGUACGUCGCUCUGGAGAAGAGCAUCUGCCAAAUGCCAAUAAUGUAAGGUGAUGCAAUGAAUUUAUGUCCCAGAGUACUGCUGUGUCUUCAUCCAGACAUCCCCCCCCAUGGACAAGGACAAGGAUGUGGAGCCUCUGAGUGCCAAAAGGGUUGGGGGGGGCAAAACUCAACAACAGCUGAAGUCACAGAAAGAAACAAACACAUGGCAUAUAAUGGUUAUGGAGCUGUACUGAAGAGACUGCAUGGUCAUAUCUUGAGUGAGGCAUUGCCAUUGUAGGCCUCCCUGCACCUGUAUUUGUCCCACUGUAUAAAUGGCCAGUAUGCAAAAAUAUACAUGAAGAACGGCAUGUUCUAAG
Molecule: messenger RNA, 4122 nt
Organism: Conger conger (European conger)
Lineage: Eukaryota; Metazoa; Chordata; Actinopteri; Anguilliformes; Congridae
Product: volume-regulated anion channel subunit LRRC8D
Exons: 3
Coding region: 1-1515 (504 amino acids)
Molecular function (GO): protein binding
Source: RefSeq, a predicted model, not a curated record